Aedes aegypti (yellow fever mosquito) is the source of this 2235-nucleotide messenger RNA. RefSeq names its product nose resistant to fluoxetine protein 6. The coding region runs from base 87 to 2207 and encodes 706 amino acids. The transcript has 9 exons. Gene Ontology annotation, molecular function: acyltransferase activity, transferring groups other than amino-acyl groups. The record is from RefSeq and is a predicted model, not a curated record. Lineage: Eukaryota; Metazoa; Arthropoda; Insecta; Diptera; Culicidae.
UUGCACUAGGGCAGUUCACUACGAAACGUCGGUCUGUGCGGAUGGUCAAAAAUUCGGAUCGUGUAUAAAAAUCUCGGUGCGUUAAAAUGAUUCGGUGGAAAUGGAUGUCCUUACUGGCGCUGUUAACUUCCGGUUGUUCGGGGAUGGUUCUGGGGAUGAGUGAGCCGAUAAAACGAUCCGAGUACAACCGAAUGCCGAAGAUGUUCGAGUAUGAUCAGUACGACGAUUGUUUGUUCAGUGACCCGGAAGAAGUGCAAGCGACCUUUUGUCUGGUGAGGGUGGUGAUCAAACCGGACAAUGGAUCGGAGUUGUGGCGUUUGAUCGAGAGUUUUUCCAGCAAUCGGAAGUUGCAUUUCAAUCAUGCCCUUCUGGAUCGGGGCAUUUGUAUUGGUGAUGUGGAGGAAAUGAAGAAGCGGCUUGGUGGAGAAAAUGCAAGUGAUUUGGUGGUGCCGAAAUUUGAAAUAGAUUUCCCGCACAAAAUCCAACACGAUCCCUUCAGAAAUGCAGACGCUUACAGGGACAACUUUUCAGAAAUUGUCAGCAUCAUCAUCAACAAAGAUCUUUCCGAAAAGCAUAAGCUUAAGGCAUACACGGAAAUCGAAUAUUGUGAUCGAACAGGAGUCGACGAAUUUCCCAUUGAUCACCUGGACAUCGCAUUCCUCGUCAUCCUUUUUGUUCUGCUCCUACUCAUGUUCCUCUCCAGCUGUUACGACUAUCGCAGCAAGGUUGGCUUCGGGCUCAAUCAUUACCGUGAGAACUUACCGACUCGAAAAGCCAUGCUGCUGGUGUCGUUUUCGUUCCUUCGAAACUGGUACCGGUUGACAUCUCGCUCUAAGGAACCAAUCUACCGGGAUCUUCGACCGAUGCAAUCGGUUCGGUACUUUAGCUUUACCCUGAUGUUGAUUGGCCAUGCUAGCCUUCUGGUGCUGCCGCGGACCGCGUGGGUCAUGGAACAGAAGUAUCGUGAGUUGGAGACGAUGAUUAUUGUGAAUGGAUUCCAGAUCAUAUCGACAUUUAUCGUGCUGGGCGGAUUCGUAUUCACAGUGAUGUUCGUACAGAAGAUGCAGGAAACGGGCCGGAAGCCAGGCUGGGUGGAGAUUGUGGUGAUCACCGUGAACCGAUAUAUUCGGCUUACUCCAGUAUACGGUUUGCUGCUGCUAUUCGAAGCCACGUGGUACAUACGGCUGCACGAUGGUCCAUUCUGGCGAAGAGGUGCCGAAACGGAGCUCACCUUCUGUCGACGCAAUUGGUGGAUUAAUUUGCUGUACUUCAACAACUACUACAAACAGGAAGAACCCUGCAUGCAGCAUUCCUGGUACUUGGCCUGUGACUUUCAGCUAUCGAUCGUUGGACUGAUUCUUGUGACAGCUAUUUUGCGGUUUCCGAAAAUCAAGGUGUUCCUUCUGGCGGUGGUGACCAGCAUUUCGGUGGCAAUUCCAGCAUUGGUAGUGUACAAAAAUGCUUUCGAAGGCGUAUCAAUCUUCUCACCGGAAGCAAGACGCUUCAACUUCUGGUAUGACGAAGGUUACAAGAAAACCUAUCUACCAACUCACAUGUAUCUCGUGCAUUACCUAUUCGGCAUCAUCAGCGGGUUCCUGUAUUUUAAGCUGAAAAACAGCAACUGUAAUCUAGCAUCGCUGAAGAUUUACCGCAUCGUAUGGUAUUCACUGUACCUGCUCGGGCCCGCUCAGUUCUUCCUGGGUCAAAUCUUCUACAUGAACGAUUUCCCCAAGCCAUCGGUCUGGAUGUCGAUCUACUUUGCUGGGGCUCGCGUAGUUUGGGCCCUCAUCAUCGUCUUGGGAAUGUUGGGCUUCCUGUACCGAGUCAGCAAGCCCAUCACCCGGUUCACCAAUAUCCGGAUCUUCGAAGUUUUGGGACGACUAACGUACGGAGCGUACGUCGGUCACUUCUUCAUCAUCAAAAUUAUGUUCUACAAUGUGCGGGAGCUUUCGAAUCUAAACAUUUUCAACAUUGUCACCAAAAUUCACGGAACUCUGUAUUUGUCGUAUUUGCUGUCGUUGACCUUGGCCUUGCUGGUGGAGUUGCCCGUCUCAGCAAUUCAGAAGCAAAUUUUGGAAGGAGUACUGAAAUCGAAACGGCGAGAUCAGAGCAAGACUGAGGAAGCAUCCAACGGAACGAAAGACGUCUUUAACGGUGCAUUCACAAACGAUGCGUUCAAACGAACUUUCCGAGGAAGCGUUGAAUAGAUUUUAAUCUGGCGACAAUUGAAUUUGA